Ustilago hordei is the source of this 1164-nucleotide messenger RNA. RefSeq lists its product as uncharacterized. The transcript has a single exon. Gene Ontology annotation, molecular function: glycosyltransferase activity. Lineage: Eukaryota; Fungi; Basidiomycota; Ustilaginomycetes; Ustilaginales; Ustilaginaceae. The record is from RefSeq and is a predicted model, not a curated record. Bases 1 to 1164 code for a protein of 387 amino acids.
AUGUCGAUCGAUGAAGAAUCCGCCCUUUCCACACCUUCGUGUGCUUGGGCAACCUUGCUCACUUCCGAAUACCUUCUGCCCGGUCUGGUGGUAUUCGCUCAUUCCUUACUCGUAGAACAUGCUUCCGAAUAUCCAUUGGUCAUUAUGGCUACUUCGAAACUCUCUGUUCGGGCACGAACCAUCCUCAAGACCAUGCUUCCGGAAGGCAAGGCGAUCAUUCGGGAUGUUGAACCCUUCUAUCCUGCCUCAACAGCUACUGGCUUGGCUUAUGCGAGGUUCAACGAAGUUUGGACCAAGUUGCGAGCAUUCGAACUCACCGAGUUCUCACGAGUUGCAUUGGUGGAUUCAGAUAUGUUGGUGCGGAGCAACAUGGACGAACUCUUCUCUGACCCCUACGUGUUCGGCAAUAAGGGACAGGAGGAGGGGGAAACAGAAUGGAUCGGAGCCAGCUGGGCUUGCACAUGUAACCCUAACCGAAUCCCCACUUAUCCUCCUGAAUGGAUCCCUGCCAAUUGCGGAUAUACAGACCAAACUCUCCCCUCCGCAUCCUCGUCCUCUACUGUCACACAGCCAACUCAUACCUGCCCCCGACCGAAAAGGUUAAUCAACUCUGGUCUCGUAAUCCUCAGCCCCUCCUCCAGCACAAUGAAGGAAAUGAUCCAAGUGAUCAACACGGAUCCUCGCAUUCCCGAAUACCGUUUCCCAGACCAAGACUUCCUAGCAGACUUCUUCACCUCUUCCUCCCCAUCCCGAAAGAUUAGAUAUUUGCCAUACAAAUACAACGCACUCAAGAAACUCCGUAUCAUUCAUCCAAACAUUUGGUCAGAUGAAGAGGCGAUGAAUGUUCACUAUAUCCUAGACAAGCCUUGGACUCUGGGCAGACCUGGUGGAAAGAAGAAUGUAGAGGGGAUCGAUCCAGAUGCUGAGAUCCACUCCUGGUGGUGGAGUGCCUUUGAUCGGCUCAAGGCUCAACAGACUUUUGUGCAUCUCAAUGGGAAAGCCAACGGGCACGCCAACAGCAAUGCGGUGAGUGCCAAUCUCAAUGGACACACCAACGCUUACACGAAUGGCCACACGAACGGAAAGAAGAAGGACCAUCUUGUGAUCAGAUUAAGCGAACAAGAUUGGCGAGAAUGCGUAGAGAAGUAUAUGACUUUGAACUGA